Molecule: messenger RNA, 4455 nt
Organism: Cladocopium goreaui
Lineage: Eukaryota; Dinophyceae; Suessiales; Symbiodiniaceae
Source: the annotation of a GenBank genome assembly
AUGUUUGAACAGUUUCCAUUUUGUUUGUGGUGCCUGUCAAUCCCUCAGGUGCCCAGUGCCUUCUUCGUUGCCGAUUGCUUUUUGCAGCUGCACCGAUACUACCUGAACGGCAAACUGUUUCGCCCAGACCGGGCUCAGCGCGAGACCGUUUUGGCCCUUGCUGGUGACGAGGGGUCGAAAGCGAAAAGGCAUGUCCAAGAGUUGAAAGACUUUCUGAUUUCCAGUCCAAUUCAAGAAGCCAACGCGCGAGCCCGCGCGGAGGAGAGUGAGGCUGAGAAUGAAGAUGCAGGUGAACCAGCUCCAGCUGAUGACCCGCAGGAUGAAGCUUCGUCGAAUGAAGAUGCAGGUGAACCAGCUCCAGCAGAUGACCCGCAGGAUGAAGCUUCGUCGAAUGAAGAUGCAGGUGAACCAGCUCCAGCAGAUGACCCGCAGGAUGAAGCUUUGUCAUCUUCGUCUGAGGUUGAGCAGGCCGACAAUGACAUGGAGAUCGACAACGGUGGGUCUCAAGGUGAUAGCGUUGAUGCGUCAAGCUUGUAUGCCCAGACGCUCCUGUUGGGGGGGGAAAGUGUUUCUUCUGAAGGCAAUGGUAGUGACCAUGCUGUGGCUGAGGAUGAGAAUGAGGAGUUUGUGUGUUCCCAAGUCAGACCCGAGGGUUGGCUGGGUGGCUUCUAUACCAAGUGGAAGACAGCAUAUGGCCUCAAGGAGUCCGAUCUCAAAGCCAUGGACGACGUUGUCAGGGCAUUAGCUUUGGGGUUGUCCGACAUCUACAGUGACCUGCUAGCUCAAGACGAAACCCUCACAGAGCAUCCGAUGCUUGGGGACUACUUGACCCAUUGCCGAAAUUCCUUGUUGCUCUAUGGUGAUGCGGAUGCAGACCUUAAGGCAGCAGAGGAUCCACAGGGCUCCAAUGGCUUUGCAGACGCUUUGCGCCUGAUGAACAUGGAUGCAGAAGCUGCGAAUGAUGAUGAUUCAGUUCAAAUCACCCCGGCAUGCAAGAAGCCCCGAUUAGCUGAUGAAGUCAGCUUGAAACUGGACAUUACUCCUCCGCCUGUCCCAGGAAGACAAACGGCAAUCGAGGUGCUUUGCAAGCAGCAGGCGUACUACAUCAAAAAGUCCAUCCCGGGCACGCCUAAGCCCAGCAGCUACCAGGUGAGUUGGAGCAAGCAUGGUGGAGCGGUUGAGGUACACACAGGGGCUUUGACGAACGCUCGUGCAGGACACGCCGAAGCUGUGAAGAAGAGGCUGCAAAAAAUCCAGACUGACUUACCUUUCAACAAGGCCCCGAAGAACCGCCGACCCAAGACCAUGAAGCAGAAGCAGCAGGUUGUGAUGACUCUGGUGAAGCUGCUAUUCAUGAAUCCAUCCUUGGAUUGGAAUCGACCAGGUGAUCAUGUCGAAUUGUUUGCUGGAACCAUGUCAGUGACGCGUGGUGAGUGGCAGGAGUAUGGGAAGCACUGGUCGAACAUUGCUAUCACCGAUGGGGGAUCGUUCACGACCUUCAGUGAGGUUUCAGAGUGGCGACAUGGUGCGCCAUUACGUGGAUGGCAGUGGGCGCUCUCGGGACCCCAUGAUAUGAAGCGGAUCACCCUCAAGCGGCCUUUGCAAGGCUUUGGCAACACCGGCUUGAUUGCAACCUUUUAUCCCAUGGGGAAAGAUGCAAAGGCUGAAUCAGCACCAGCCAAGCGCAUCAAAGGGAAGUCUACGCCAAAUGAAGUUGCUGCUGAGCCAAAGCGGCCCCCAGCUUUGAGAAAGACAUCAACGUCUGCACCCUCCAAGGUCAAGAAGACGAUCCAGAAGGAAAAAGGAGAAAAGGUUUCGAAAGACAAGGUUGCCCACAAGGAGAAGUCCAAGGAAAAGUCCAAGGAGAAGUCCAAGGAGAAGUCCAAGGAGAAGUCCAAGGAAAAGUCCAAGAAGACUCAGAAGCUUCAAGCGGCAGCCAAGCCAACAAAGAUGAAAAGCAAAGUUGAGGAGGAGCUUAAAAGAGCCGCCGCCGCCGCAGCGGAGGCUGUUGCGAGGAAACGUCAGAAGGAAGAGAAGGAACAAAAGAAGAGCAAGGAGGAGAAAACCAAGAAGGAAGGAGGCAAGAAGACAUUGAAGAAGGAGAAAGAAGAGACUACAAAGGCAGAGAAGAAGAAAGAAGACCCACCUGUGAAGUUCUUUCCUGUGCAGAAGAAAGGCGAAGCCGCAGAGAUCUUCAAGACACCACCGGCAAAGGUUUCAAAGACUUCGCCAUCACCUCCAGCGUCUGUGACUACCAGCAGCACGACAACCAACAAGGCGAAGGAUCUCACAUCCAUGCUUGAGGAGUCAUGUGACAAUGAGGAGGACGAUGAGACAAGUUCAGAGGUAGAAGGUGAUGAAGAUGCUGAGGAGCAGGAAAGCCAAGGAGGUGAAGAGAGCGGAGAUGAAAGUGAUGAUGACGAAGAAGUCGAAGAAAGCCAAGAUUCCUCAUCGGAGAGGGAGGCAGAAGAAGAAGAAGACGACAAUGACGAUGACGAGAAGUCAGAAGCAUCAGAAGAUGAGGCAAUGGAUGAGGAGGAUGAGGUGAAAAGUGAGGAGCAGAAGGACCAGAAGAGCGCAGAUGUGUCCCAGGAGAAAGAUGAGAAGAAGCCCGAGGCUGACCAGUUGGCCCUGGUGGUGGCGCAGACCCAGGCCAAAUUGGGGGAGGAAAAGGCUGCUCAAGUGAUUAAGUCUCGAACGGAGGUGACCGCCGCUCCCAAGAAGCGACCCGAGCCUGAGACCGAAGAUACCUCGAAGCCUGUGGAGCCACUCACCUACAAGGAGAAGGCGCUGUCAAGCAUGGAUGAGCUGCUCAAUGCAGCUGCAGUCUCCAGGACCAGAUCUAUUACCUUGAAAGGUUUGGAUUUUGCAGAACAGCUUGCAGCUACCAUGCUUGACUUCGCCAACGCGACUGAGAAUCUUUACUCAGACAUCCAAACUACCAUCAAGAAGGACAACGCGACGGAGAAGGAGUUCAAGGUGUUAUGUCGCAAGAUCGAGGAGAAAUCCAUCACGGGAAAGAAGUUGAAGGCAGCAGCCGACGCAUUCCUGUCGGCGAACAAUAAGAAAGGAAAGACCAGGAAACGGCAGCAUUUUGAAACCUACGAAGAUUCCAAAACCGUGGACCAUUUGGUCGAUAUGAUUGGGAAGGGGCAGAUUUCGGUCUCUGGUGCCAUUGCCCUUUCUGGUAGCAUGGUUGAUGGCACGAAACCGAAGCCUACUACAAUCAGGGUCUUGCUCCCACAUGAGAUCUUGGAAUCUCUGGCUGACCACCCUGGUGUCUUUAGUAGUUUGAUGCUUGGGAAUACCGAUUCUGGUUCGCGAUUGAAGUUUUGGAACCACGUUCGAAGACUAAAACCGUGGGCGUCGCAUCCUGCUUUAGAUGAAAACAACGGUGUGCCCCUGCAAGAUCUUAUUCCUUUGACACUUCAUGGGGACGGCGCAGAGAUGUACACAGAUGAUGAAGUGUUUGUCUGGAGCAUUGCAAGUGCUUUUGGUGGGACUGGAAUGAUAACUGAUGUUCUUCUGUACAAGUUCCCAUUCGCAUUAAUACCUGAGCGCUUCAUGCGCAGUGAUGCAGUGAGGGCAGAAGUCAACAGGACCCUGGCCCAGCUUGCCGCCUGGUCCAUUGGCAUAGCGACGUCUGGAAUUGCACCUACGGCAGGAUUCAAAGGUGAGCCCUUUGCUAAGGCCGAUCUGAAGGCCCGAAAAGCCAUGCACAAUUUUGAACGUGCCUACAAUUGCGAUUUGAUGUGUGACAGUUGCCUUGCACAACAAGGGGCAAAUUGCGACGAGUUCAUGAACUACAAGAACUUCUUCGAACGGGGCUGGGAAUAUACAACCAUCAGCCAUGAGGCAUACGUCGCCCUGGACACCAAAAUUUCUGACUGGGCUUGCAUACCAGGAUGGCGGGUGGAAACAGUCAUGUAUGAUUUCAUGCACAACGUGUACCUGGGUACUGCCUGUGACCUCGUUGCAAGUGCUGUGCGCUGCUUGCUCUCCGCUGAUUGGUUUGAAAGUUUGGAUGCUGUUCAGAAUGACCGCAUCAUGCAGGUGCUCGCCACGUGCUCCUAUGGUUUGCAGCGCUGCACUGAAAUUUUGGAUGGCAGCGGGCUGAUUCUCAGUAAACCUGACGCCUUGAAGGCAUCAGAGUUGUUGGUUUUGCAUUGCAAGACUUAUGCCUGGUUGGGAGCCUGCUUUUACUCCAGCCAUAUCAUGUUGUUUAAGCUGCGCCCCAAGCACCAUUAUGUGUAUCACCAAGCCAUGCAAAUUAAAUACCAGCAGUUGAACGUAUGGGCGUUCACUACUUUUGCAGAGGAAAGCUUCCUUGGCAAGUGCAAAACUAUUUUUUGCGCAUGCCAUGGAGCGACUGUCAACAAGAGGUUUUAUGAAAGAUACCUCCUUUGCCUUGCAAUGAUGGUUCGAAGGCAAUCCAAGUUAGAAAGUGGCUUGUAG